Cuculus canorus (common cuckoo) is the source of this 1061-nucleotide messenger RNA. It is a transcript of the gene SPEF1, whose product is annotated as sperm flagellar 1. Gene Ontology annotation, molecular function: microtubule binding. Gene Ontology annotation, biological process: regulation of cytoskeleton organization. Bases 16 to 714 code for a protein of 232 amino acids. The transcript has 7 exons. The record is from RefSeq and is a predicted model, not a curated record. Gene Ontology annotation, cellular component: axoneme. NCBI's taxonomy places the organism in Eukaryota, Metazoa, Chordata, Aves, Cuculiformes, Cuculidae.
CGCUCUGGGGUCGCGAUGGCGGAGGAGGCGCGGGGGGGGCUCUACCGGUGGCUCGACCGGGUCCCGCUGUCCCGGCCCCGCAGGAACCUCACCCGGGACUUCAGCGAUGGAGUUCUUGCCGCCGAGCUGGUUCGGUUCCACUUCCCGGCGCUGGUGCAGCUGCACAGCUUCAUCCCGGCCAGCGCCACCGCCCAGAAGCUCUCCAACUGGGGCCACCUCAACCGGAAAGUGCUGCCUAAGCUGAAUUUCUCCAUCCCGGAGGAGGUGAUCCAGGAGAUCGUGCAGUGCCGGCCGGGAACUGUGGAGCAGGUGCUGAUCCUGCUGCGCCAGAAGAUCGAGGAGAAGCAGAAGGAGAAGCGGAGCAAGAAGGCAGCUGGGCCAGGACAGGAGCCGUCUGUCCGGGCAGCGCUGGAAGACGUCAGCUACCUGGAGACGGGUUGCUCCAAGCCAAGGAUCGGAGGAGGCUGCGCCGUGGGGUCUCCUGGAGGUGUUGGGAGGACCACGCGCCCCCAUGGCUGCGCCCAGGCUCCUCCAGAAGAUGCCACCAUCCGCCAGCAGCUCGCGGAGAGGGAGCAGGCGCUGGUCCUGGCGCAGGAGACCAUCCAGAUCCUGCAGCUCCACGUGAAGCGGCUGGAGAAGCUCCUGCAGCUCAAGAACGUGCGGAUCGACGACCUCAGCCGGCGCCUGCAGGAAGCCCAGAGCCAACAGCAGUGAUGGGACCCUCGCCCAGGGCUGCUCCCACCACCCUUCCCACCUCUCCCACCCAUGGAAGAUCCUGCUGAGCUGGAGGAGCCAUCCCGCUGCCUCGUCCCGGUUGUUCCAGGAUGGGCUCUCAAGGACAAAAGCCAGAGGUGGAAAAAUCGGAAGCAGGGACUCUGUUCCUACCUCGGAGACCUCUCUCUUCCCACCUCCGAGAGCCCUGUAUUCCCACCCCUUGGAUCUCUCUAUUCCCACCUCUUGGACCCCUCUUUUCCCACCUCUUGGAUCCCCCUUCUCCCACCUCUUGGAUCCCCCUUCUCCCACUUCUUGGAUCCCCCUUCUCCCACCUCUUGGAUCCCCCU